This is a messenger RNA of Mangifera indica (mango), 2443 nucleotides long. Its product is annotated as zinc transport protein ZntB-like. NCBI's taxonomy places the organism in Eukaryota, Viridiplantae, Streptophyta, Magnoliopsida, Sapindales, Anacardiaceae. Gene Ontology annotation, biological process: metal ion transport; transmembrane transport. The transcript has 8 exons. Gene Ontology annotation, cellular component: membrane. Gene Ontology annotation, molecular function: metal ion transmembrane transporter activity. Bases 573 to 2288 code for a protein of 571 amino acids. The record is from RefSeq and is a predicted model, not a curated record.
UGAUUGGGAAAUUGAAAAAAAUAGUCAUUAGGCCUUCGUUCUCUUUUAUUUGGUUUUUCUCUGGACGGUGGCCUAUCGCGUGUGGUGUGAUUGAAUAAAUUGACUCCUUUAAACUCCUCUCUACUGGCCAGAGUCUAUCACAUAAUCACGUAAAGAGCGUCACGUGUCAUAAAAAUGGUAGCCGUUAACCAGCCAACGCCACAGUCGCAGGCGACGUUAGCAGCAGCAGUUGACAGUACAGAAGAUACAACACAGUUACGCUCGCUGAGCUUGAGCGAGUACCUUUGGCGCAUGUUAUCAGCAUCGCGCAUUUUAGUGCACUUUACACAUCAUACUACUACUAGCUCUAAAGUGUAGAUUAAACCGUCUCUUUGCUUUAAUGCAUUCUCUUUUCUUUCUUCAAUUUUCUGUUCUAAUUUUCAAUAUUCUUUGCUUGCUAUGUAAGCAUAUAUAAGCAUAUAUUUCACUUGCAUCGCUUUACUUGUUCAUUUGCUUCUGUUGCAACUUUAUUGGAACAGUUGGUGUUGACGCUGUCGUUCCGCAUUCUCCGUUAAGUUUCGUCGUGAUUACUGAUGGAACAUAAAAGGAGUGACAUGAGUGAGGAUCACUCCAUUUCUGAUGACAAUAAAAUGACGCAAUCUGGAACUGGAAGUCAUCAGAAUUAUGCCAGUAGAGAUGUUACCCCCUCGUGUGAACUUUGGACAGACGGGCUUCUUUGUGCUUUUGAAUUUAUUCCGGGUCGUAGAAGAUCAAUGAACUCAAAAUCUAGUUCAAAGUUUCCAAGUAGACAGUUAGAUGGUGACAAUCUAAAAAUGCAAGUUCCAUCAAAUGAACUAAGUGAGGCCUCUUUCUCAGGAGUGAACAGGAACAAAUUAUUGGAGUCAUCAUCCCUUACUGAAUUGAGAAGCAAUCAGUUUUCUCCCUUUUAUGAUUAUAGAGAUGGUCAUAUCCAUAAAGUAGACCCAUUUUAUUCCGUUGAAAGAUAUGAUGGCAGUCGUUGGGUUCCUAUUGGGUGGGCUAGAAUUUCCGAACUUGUUCAAAAAGUGCAAGUUGAUGGUGGAUGGUUUCAGCAGCAAUUGGAUCUAGUGGAUGAUGAAGGUGACAUUACUGUUGCAGAUAUAGCUGCUCCUUAUUGGGAGAACCCUGCAGGGCCCAUAUGGUGGUGCCAUGUCGAUGCAAACCACCCAUCUAUUCAGGCAUGGCUCAAUAAUUCUCAGUGGUUGCACCCUGCCAUCAGUUUAGCCUUGAGAGAUGAGAGUCGACUGAUAAGUGAACGGAUGAAACACAUUCUUUAUGAGGUUCCUGUUAGAGUUGCUGGAGGGCUUUUAUUUGAACUCUUGGGUCAAUCAGUUGGUGAUCCAAAAGCAAAUGAGGAUGAUAUCCCCAUUGUACUUCGUUCUUGGCAAGCACAAAACUUCCUUAUAACUGCAUUGCACAUAAAAGGAAAGGUUUCAAGGAGCAACAUUCUGGGUAUCACUGAAGUUCAGGAGCUUCUUCUGGUCGGAGGUUAUAAUGUACCGAGAACAGUGCAUGAAGUCAUAGCACACCUGGUUUGCCGUCUUAGUAGAUGGGAUGAUAGGUUAUUUCGCAAGAACAUAUUUGGGGCUGCAGAUGAGAUCGAGUUGAAGUUUAUGGACAGAAGGAACCUCGAAGAUAUAAAUCUUUUCGGUAUUAUUUUAAACCAGGAAAUCAGAAGGCUUUCAAGACAGGUUAUCAGAGUUAAAUGGUCACUCCACGCAAGGGAGGAAAUUGUGUUUGAGCUUCAUCAACAUUUGAGGGGAAAUGUAUGUAGAAGCUUGAUAGAAGGAAUAAGAAAAUCGACAAGGGAAAUGAUUGAGGAGCAAGAAGCAGUCCGUGGUCGCUUGUUUACCAUUCAAGAUGUUAUGCAAAGCACUAUGCGUGCAUGGUUACAGGACAGGAGCCUUAGAGUAACUCAUAACUUGACAGUUUUUGGGGGCGGUGGUGUUGUUCUCACAAUCCUCACUGGGCUGUUUGGGAUAAAUGUGGACGGAAUUCCCGGAGCAGAGAAUACACCAUACGCAUUUGGUUUGUUUGCAGCCAUUAUUUUCGUCAUAGGAAUUGUUCUGAUUGCAGUUGGAUUGACUUGCCUAGGGUUGAAAAAGCCUAUCACGGAGCAGCAAGUUGAAAUUAGGAAGUCGGAGCUGCAAGAAGUGGUCAAGAAGUUUCAGCACGAGGCAGAGACUCAUGCUCAGGUUAAAAAAAAUUAUCAUUCCCGGAAUAAUUUGCCACCUACUGCUGGAGAUGUUUUCUCACAUAAUACAUUGUAAUUCAGUGAAGAAUAUUUUUCAAAGUCUGUAGAUGAUUUUGUCUCAGAUUGCUAUGGCUCCCUACCAAAAGGAAAUCUAGGUUGAAUAUUCAGCUUAACUUGUAGAGUUACAGUUCAUAAAAAAGGUCAAAAGAUGCUCUUUUAUUGGUACGAAAA